Messenger RNA from Poecilia reticulata (guppy), 2723 nucleotides. It is a transcript of the gene ilvbl, whose product is annotated as ilvB (bacterial acetolactate synthase)-like. The record is from RefSeq and is a predicted model, not a curated record. Gene Ontology annotation, cellular component: acetolactate synthase complex. Gene Ontology annotation, molecular function: acetolactate synthase activity; thiamine pyrophosphate binding; flavin adenine dinucleotide binding. Gene Ontology annotation, biological process: L-valine biosynthetic process. NCBI's taxonomy places the organism in Eukaryota, Metazoa, Chordata, Actinopteri, Cyprinodontiformes, Poeciliidae.
UUCAGUUGGCUUGACCUGAAUAUGAGCGCUGACAUUUCUGCAGGUGAAGGAGCGUUGUUCUGGUUGAACUUGUUUAGGAGUCGACAAGAUGUUCUUUAAAGCAUUUAUCUGCUAACCUAAGACGAGGCAGUUAUGCUUUGAAUAUACUUUCCAAAUAUUACGUAUGAAAUGAGUCUAUAGCAGCUACAGACUCAUCUUUGCAAUAUCAUAGCCUAGCAUAAAAAGUGAGCUGCUGAAGUGCAGUAGUAGUAGUGGGUCAGUUUUUUUCUAAGCGUGGUCAAGUUUUGUUUUGACAAACGGGGUUUUGGUUAAUCCUGCCGACAUGGAGUUGUUCGGAUGCAUUUCCAGUAUUCUCGGAUAUUCUGCUUGCGUUGUGCUGACUGGUGUUUUGUUUGCUGCCUACAAUCUUGGUGUAAUCUACCAGUUGUUUCAUAAGACUGAAACAAAGAGCCCCCGGCAUGGAGGGGAGAGUGUUGCCGAAGUCCUCCGUGCGCAUGGAAUCAAAUUCCUUUUCACUCUCGUUGGUGGGCACAUCUCUCCCAUCCUGGUGGCCUGCGAGAAGGUUGGCAUCCGCGUCGUUGACACCAGACACGAAGCCACUGCUGUCUUUGCUGCUGAUGCUGUGGCGAGGCUCUCAGGUACUGUUGGCGUAGCCGCAGUGACUGCUGGCCCGGGCCUGACUAACACAGUGACAGCAGUGAAGAAUGCUCAAAUGGCAGAAUCUCCAUUGCUGCUUUUGGGAGGAGCUGCUAGUACAUUACUGCAGGGCAGAGGGGCACUGCAGGACAUCGACCAGAUGUCUCUCUUCAAGCCUCUAUGUAAGUUCUGUGCCUCCAUCCGCACCGUCAGGGAGAUCGUGCCAACACUCGGGAAGGCUCUGGCCAUUGCUCAGUCAGGAACUCCUGGUCCUGUUUUCAUCGAGUUUCCCAUUGAUACUCUGUACCCAUACCACCUGGUGUCCAAAGAGUUUGCUGUUAAAAAUCCUCCCAAAGGGCUGAUGGGAAAAUUUGUCUCAUGGUACCUCAAUAAUCACCUCAUGAACCUUUUUGCUGGAGCCUGGGAGACCAGAGAUGUUUCCCCACUUCCUGUUCACAUCCCUCAAGCCACAGAUGAUCAGGUACAAAGGUGCAUAGAGCUACUGAGUCGAGCCAAGAAACCCGUCAUUCUCCUUGGGAGCCAAGCUACACUCCCUCCUACGCCAGCAGAAGACAUCAGAAAGGCUUUGGAGGAUCUAGGUAUCCCCUGCUUUCUCGGGGGCAUGUCCCGGGGCAUGCUGGGAAAAGACAGCCCUAUCCACAUCCGACAGAACAGACGGGAUGCUCUCAAGGAGGCCGACCUGGUUCUCCUUGCAGGCACUGUGUGUGACUUCCGUCUGAGCUAUGGCAGAGUUCUGAACAGAAGGAGCAAGAUAAUCGCUGUCAACAGGGACAAGUCACAGCUGCUGAAAAACUCCGAUAUGUUCUGGAAACCAACUAUAGCAAUUCAGGGUGACGCUGGCUCAUUUAUUGUGCGUCUCUCUAAGGGGCUGAAGGGCCAUCGCUGUCCUGAGGAAUGGUCUCAGAGCCUCAAAGCUGGAGAUUCUACCAAAGAAGAUGCAAACAGGGCUAAAGCUAAUGAGAAGACAGAACACCACCUAAAUCCUUUAAAAGUCCUCCACUGUGUGGAUGAGCUGAUGGCUGACGACAGCAUCAUUGUAGCAGAUGGGGGAGAUUUUGUGGGAAGUGCUGCCUAUAUAAUGAGACCAAGAGGACCUUUGCGUUGGUUAGAUCCAGGAGCCUUUGGAACUCUGGGAGUUGGAGGAGGUUUUGCUUUGGGAGCAAAACUGUGCCGUCCUGAGUCUGAGGUGUGGAUAAUCUAUGGAGAUGGCUCCCUGGGCUACAGUGUUGCAGAGUAUGACACGUUUACCCGGCACAAGACACCAGUUAUAUCUGUGGUUGGAAACGAUGCGUGUUGGAGUCAGAUCUCCAGAGAGCAGGUUCCCAUCCUUGGUAGCAACGUGGCUUGUGGCCUUGCUUUUACAGAUUAUCACACAGUGGCAGAUGGUUAUGGCGGUAAGGGCUACCUUGUCAGACGAGAAGACGAGAACCAGCUAAGUGACAUCAUAAAACAGGCUCAAAGGGAUUCAAAGGAGGGCAAGGCUACUCUUCUCAAUGUUUUGAUAGGGAAGACCAAUUUCAGAGAAGGAUCCAUCUCUGUGUAGAGAAUCUCUGCAUUAAAAGCACUCGUAUUCUUUUUUUUUUAACUUUCGCUUCCAAUGUCUUUUUUGUCAAUUUCAUAAGGGAUUUUAGCUUACGAUUUAAUUUUGAAUUGCAUUUAAUAUAUCCUUGAUGUAAUAUGGUCCUACUUGGACAUUAGGACCAUAUUUUUGACAAGUUGACCCAUUUGUUGCAAUAACGGUCAUUCUUGUUUACCUCAGUGAUAAUACCAACAACCUUCUCCAGACUUUGAAAGUUUGAAAUUUAUGCAUCUGCUGUUCGUGUUCAUGUAGCACGAUGCUGUUCGUCGUGCUACCUGCAAGGUUGCAGAAAGUAAGUCUUGCAAUUUUGAAAGGAAAUUAAUAAUCAGACAUGUUUAGGAAAAUCCCUUCUUAUAUUUUUAAAAUUUUAGCAACCCUGUGCAAGUUUGUAAAUAAACUAGCUACCAGGAUUAGGCCUGUCACGAUAAACGAUAAAUCAAUUAAUCGCACGAUAAACUAAACCUAUCGACCUCAUUUUAAGUAUCGG